UUCGCGAUGAAGUAUUCCCGAAGCAAAAGAAGUUACAUUCCCGAAUCAUCCCUCCCGUCAGAUUGCAAAUCUCCCACUCUUAUUCGCUUCCUUCUCUUCUCUGCUCUGCUCUCCUUUAAUGGUCAAUCCGCAAGCCAUCCGCAUCGACUCAGCUGGGCUACACCCCCGCCGUCGCCGUCGAGAGAAUCCGGAGUUCCAAGGUCUCCAAACCCGCCCUUAAAUCUCUGGCUUCUUUGAACAAGGCCGAGACCUCCACCGCCGCCGCUCUUAGAGACCUCGGACGGGGCAUGGACGACCGGGUGCGGCAGGAGGGCCGCGUCCCACUCAAGGAAGUGGUGGCGGACUGCACCCGGCGGUGGUUCCAGGACGCGCUCAAGGAGGCCAGGGCCGGCGACGCGGGGAUGCAGGUCCUCGUCGGUCAGAUGUACCACAGCGGCUAUGGUGUCCUGAAGAACGACCAAAAGGCCGAUGCUUGGAUUGCCAAAGCAUCAAAGUACCGUUCAUCGGUUUGGAGGGUUAGCGACAAGCGUCCAGGUUACAAUGCCAGUGACUCGGAUUCUGAUGAUAAUGAGAAGAUUGUUAUGAAAUCAUGAUCAGAGAUUAAACUUGGCCACAAGUAGAUAUGGCAAUUCUUGCAAGAACAUCUUAUUCCAGUCAGAAGCAUCCUUAAUAGCUUAGUUUUCUUGCAUGAGAUGGUGAAUAUCUGAAGAUUCCAUGCUGUAUAGAUAAGCUUAGCAACAUGAAAGGCCCAAGGAUGUUUUCUGCAAUAAUUGCAGUGAAUGGAUACCUUAGAACAUGAUUUCAUGUGAUUGCCUUCAGCAAGGUUUGUGAUUAGAUCUGUGUGAUCUAUUAGGUUGCGAAAAAAACAGAUGUGCCAGCUAGCAACACAUUCUUCUGUCUAGCUG
This is a messenger RNA of Musa acuminata AAA Group (dessert banana), 905 nucleotides long. RefSeq lists its product as uncharacterized. Gene Ontology annotation, molecular function: protein binding. The coding region runs from base 288 to 593 and encodes 101 amino acids. The record is from RefSeq and is a predicted model, not a curated record. NCBI's taxonomy places the organism in Eukaryota, Viridiplantae, Streptophyta, Magnoliopsida, Zingiberales, Musaceae. The transcript is spliced from 4 exons.